Messenger RNA from Eimeria mitis, 381 nucleotides. RefSeq lists its product as uncharacterized. Lineage: Eukaryota; Apicomplexa; Conoidasida; Eucoccidiorida; Eimeriidae. The transcript has a single exon. The record is from RefSeq and is a predicted model, not a curated record. Bases 1 to 381 code for a protein of 126 amino acids.
AUGCUGCAGCAGCAACAGCAGCAGCAGCAGCAGCAGCAGCAGACGGAAGCUGCUGCGCUCCCCGUCGCACCUCAGCUGCCCGAGCAGCAGCAGCAGCAGCAGCAGCAGCAGCAGCAGCAGGACACAACUGCAGCAGCAGAUGCUGCAGUGCCUCAAACCCAGGAUAGCUCCAUCGCUCACAGCGAGGAGCAGCAGCAGCAGCAGCAGCAGCAGCCACAAAACGGGACGAAUGCUGAUGCAACAGCAGCACCAGCAGCACCAGCAGCAGACGCAGCUCAAGCUGCAGCAGCAGGUGCAGAUGCAGCUCCAGCAGCAGCAGCAGCAACAGCAGCAGGAGCAGCAGAGCCGAACCCGCAGCCUCCUCCUCCGCCGUCACCCUAA